AGAUGCAAAAACCAAAGAGCAACCCCACACACACAAACCCAGAGAAUCAUCAAGAAGAGUACUAAAAGAAAAGAUGAAGGCAUCAAGAAUUGGGACGGUCUUAAUGAUAGUAGGAUUGAUAUUAUUGAUAUCAAACUCAAAUGAAGUAAUGGUGGAAGGAGCAGAUGGAGUGGCAUGCAAUCCGAUGCAAUUGAGUUCUUGUAUGAACUCAAUCAUAUCAGGAGCUCCACCAUCAACCCAAUGUUGCAGCAAGAUCAAAGAGCAAAAGCCCUGUCUCUGUGGUUACCUCAAAAACCCUAUUCUUAAGAGCUUUGUUAGUUCCCCAAAUGCAAGAAAAGUAGCUAAUGAUUGUGGAACUCCUUUCCCAAAUUGCUGAACAAUCAUCCAUUUCAUAAUGGCUUGCUUGAUUGUGUGUCUGUGUGUUUCUCAUCACCAAUCCCUCUUUCGUGUUCUAUGUUCUUCUUGUCUGUAAACUGCUCCGUUUUAUGUUUGUGUUUUGUUGAAUAAUAAUAUGUAAUGCACAACUAAUACUUUGGUAGUUUGGCUCUCCUAGUUUGGGUUGUUAGUCAUUUCUUUGCAACCCAACCACAAAAAAAGGGGGAAAAAAAGCUUGUGGCUGUGGUUGGUUCCAAGUAAUCAAGAUAAAGAUAUAUUUCUAAA
Molecule: messenger RNA, 660 nt
Organism: Cucumis sativus (cucumber)
Lineage: Eukaryota; Viridiplantae; Streptophyta; Magnoliopsida; Cucurbitales; Cucurbitaceae
Product: non-specific lipid-transfer protein 2
Exons: 1
Coding region: 74-376 (100 amino acids)
Biological process (GO): lipid transport
Source: RefSeq, a predicted model, not a curated record